Messenger RNA from Cercospora beticola, 1529 nucleotides. Its product is annotated as alcohol dehydrogenase family protein. Gene Ontology annotation, molecular function: oxidoreductase activity; zinc ion binding. Lineage: Eukaryota; Fungi; Ascomycota; Dothideomycetes; Mycosphaerellales; Mycosphaerellaceae. The record is from RefSeq and is a predicted model, not a curated record.
CAAUCUGCACAAUGACAGCUGCCAUCCAGCUUUCAUCAACUUCACGAUACCCACAAGGCUGUUCAUCACGUCCGCAGCUGCAGCCCAGACCCAAGAAUACAUGUCUUCAGAGCCGGAAAUAAUCCUCAGUCCCACACCAACAGCCUCGGCCAUGCGAAGCUUCCAGCGGAAGAGGGUCAAGUCCUCCGUUACGAGCGGGGCAGCUUGCAUGACGGAGCAACCAGAACCAGCAGCAUCAUCUCCGUAAGUGAGGGGUCAGACCGUGUAGCAUGGGAGAGGGACGCUGCAGAGACAGGUAGGAGAAGGACUGGAAGAGGAAGCUGUUUCAUACUACUUUCCUACUGCUGCUAUUAUACUGCUUGCCAUCAAGGUGAUCAUAUUGACUUCCCACCAAGCCCACUCAGCGGACGAUGUCGUCUUUCCAACCACCGAAGAGUAUGCGAGCUGUUGUGCUCAAGGGUGAUUAUCAUGUCGAAGUCGAAGACCGCCCAUACCCGAAAAUCAAAAACCCCACCGAUGCGAUCCUCAAAGUCUCCUCGACCGCCCUCUGCGGCAGCGAUCUGCACUUCUAUCGAGGACACUUGAAGUGUCCGCCCAACUUCAUUUGUGGGCAUGAAUUUGUGGGAGAGAUUGUGGAGAAGGGAGAUGCGGUGAAGAAGUUUAAUAUUGGGGAUAAGGUUGUGGUGCCAUUCUACACAGCUUGUGGAGAGUGCUACUAUUGUGUGAGAGGACAGGCUUCGCGAUGCGCGAAGGGAGAGCUGUUUGGCAAUUCGGCGCCGGCGAAUACGAUUGAUGGCGGCCAAGCCGAAUACGUUCGCUGUCCAUUGGCAGACACGACCUUCGUCCUCACGCCAAAAGGCAUUCCUGAGGAGAUGCUGGUCUUGAUGGCCGACAUCUUCCCCACCGGCUACUACGCCGCCUCCCGCUACCUCAAGAACCUCCCCGAGCGCGAUCGCAAAGAAUACACCGUCGUCUGCGUCGGCUGCGGCCCCGUCGGAAUCUGCGCCAUAACCUGCGCCCUCACCAUGGUCAACACGGUCUACGCCAUCGACUCCGUCCCCGAACGCCUCGAGCAAGCCGCCGCCCUCGGCGCCAUCCCCAUCAACCUCAGCGAUAACCCCGUCCAAAAGAUCAAAGACGCCACGCAAGGUCGUGGAGCAGACGUUGUCAUGGAAGUUGUGGGUCAUGCAGACGCGUGGAAUAUGGCAUUUGAUAUGAUCAGGCCUUGGGGCGCGAUUAGUAGUAUUGGAGUUCAUACGGAGAAGUGGGAGGUUAAUGGGUUGAUGUUGUAUGGGAAGAAUGUGCAGAUGGCGUUUGGACGGUGUCCCGUGAGGAGUAUUUUUGAGGAGGCGUUGGAGUUGCUUGUGCAGGAGCAGAAGAAGGUGGCGUUUUUGUGUGGGAAGACGAUGAGCUUGGAGGAUGCGCCGCAGGCUUAUAAGGACUUUGAACAGAGAAAGGUGCAUAAGAUUGUGUUCAAGAUGGGGGAUAAUGUUAAGGAGAAGGAGAUCGCGGCAAGUGGGCAGUAGAAC